AAAAGAAAGCGUCUGGAGAAGGAUGAUGAAUAACUGUCAGAUGAUCAAAACAAUAAACAAAAAUAAAUAGUCUUCUGUCACUUAAAUAAACAAUGUCAGUACAUAUUCCAAGCUCUGUUUUGGCUGCAGGAUGGAUCCCUUUUGUGGUUGUUAUUGUGGCCAUACUGGUGUUUUCCAUUGUGUACAUCCUAUAUUACACAAAUCGUCGGGAACGUGAAUGGUCGAGCGCCAUCAGUGCCAUUGUCUCCCUCAGCAUCACGUUAAUGACAAUUGCUCUCAUUCCUGUUGAUGUGUUCCUUGUGUCAUUCAUGAAAAAUGGAAAUGGAACUUUCAAGGAUUGGGCCCAGGACAAUGACACCAGAAUCUCCCUGGAAAAUUCUGUGUUGUAUGGGUACUACACGAUGUAUGGGAUGAUCACAUUCUGCAUGUUCAUCCUACUGCCCUUCAUGUACUUCUUCUAUGAGGAGAGAGAGGAGGAGGCCACAUGCAAAUCUAGAUGUUGUGGAGCACUGAAAUACUCCAUUGUCUUUUUCAUCCUCAUGUUUGUCCUGCUGUUAGUUGGUGCACUGCUGCAUACAAAGCAAGUGGACAAUCCAGGCAAUAAAACCCAAUCAGAUAUUGACAGGCUCAUGUCCCUCUUUGACAUGGAAAGCAAUUGGGUUGAGAGGAGUCUGUCCCUGGCAUUAAGUGUGCUAAGCCUGAUCGGAAUGUUGGCUGUCAUCUUUUAUACGUCGUAUGGGAUGGCCUCUCUUCCCAUUGGUCUGAUCAAAGGCCAUCGCAAUGUAAGGAAAGAGAGACUGGGUGUGCAGGACAGAAGGGCCAACACACGAGACAGAAUGCAGGCCAUUAGGAAUAAGUACCUCGGUGGCAAGCGUGUAUCGCGUCGGGAUGCUUCACGAUUGGCAGAACUGGAGGAGUCUGAGGUCCUGAUGGAGCGUCAGGACCGGCACCUGGAGGCUCGUGACACCUGUUGCCAGCGCUUGUUCCUUGUGCUUCGACCCUUCGCUGUAAUGUUUGGCAUUCUUCUCAUACUUGUGGCUACAACGGUCUUCCUAUCACUCCUCCUUACUAACAUCGACAAGACAUUGGCUAAUGGUCUAGGCCCCAAGAGUGGCUACGCCCUGAAGAAGCCCACACUGCCCAAUGUUGUGGACAUUGUUCUUGUGUUUUGUCAGCAGGUGUUCCCGCUGGACUACAUUGUGUUUGGACUACUGGCCUUGUACCUAGUGUUCAGCUCCAUGACAGGCAUCAGGGAUCUUGGCAUCUGGUUCUUCUGUCUCAGGAUGUACAAGAUGCGGCCCCGCAGGACCCCACCCCAAGGCAUCCUGAUGAUGUGCUUCAUUCUGAUGCUCACCCUGCUGGGUAUCAACAUUCUCUUGUAUGAACUCACACCCCAGUACACUUCCUUCGGCAACCAGCACUACUGGACAACUGCUGCUGGUACCAACACAUCAUCGCUGGUCAGAUGCAGCUAUGAUAGUACAGACAACCGCAUGAAAGACGAGUGUGUGGCCACAAGGAUGUCCAUGUUACUGACUCGCAUAUUCUACAACAUGUGGUUCUUCGGGGCUGCCUACUACUGGAGUACCUGGCUCUUCCUGUUGUGUAUCCUGAUUGGUUUUCUUGUGGCCAUCUGUCGGAAGUCUCGUUCUGCCAUUGAUGGCGAGGUAGAUGCAGAUGACAUCGUUGACAGUGAUGAUGAAGAACUGUUAUCUGGCUAAACAUUACAUGCCGGGGAGAUAAUGGCUUUUACACUAUAUCAUGACAAGGGAAAGAACACUGCUCUAUUAUAAAGGCUUAAUAUAUACUCAUAGAGUGAAUGAUUACAUUUUUGUUUUAUCAUUAUAAUGGUAUUUGAACGUGAAAGACAUAAAAGUUGUAAAAGAUUAUAUGGACAGUUUGAUGGUUUAAAGGGACUAGACACCAGAUGAUACAAUUGCAAGAGAAAAUGAAAAUAGUCUAAAACAAGCAUAAAUUGAUAUCAUUGUGUACCAUUCAUUGAAUCUAUUUAUUGGUGUAUCACAUUGCUUAUGACAGAUGUAUCACAGUUUUUGCGUAUUUUUCUAAUUUGAGAUUUACUGGUUAUGUCUAUCACGUAAAUCCCAGUAAAUUAAAAAAUAAAAGUCAAACACAACCAGUUUGUGAACAACAUUGACUUACGUACAAGUGCAAUAAAGCCUAUUCAUGCCAAGUGGCUCAUGAAAGCAAACGAUACUCUACAAAAAAAGUCAUGCAAAACCAGAAAUGAUUAAAUCAUCUUUUGAAAAGUGCGGAAUUUAAAAUUUUGAUCAAUAUUUUGCAUAUUGCAUUUAUAAAACAUGUUUGUUUACAUAAUGUAAGUAAUAUAAUUAGUUUCUUUAUAGAAUUUAUUUGUAUUUUGUAAACUUCUGAUAGUGUGGAUAUAUAUGUUGGUCAACAUAUUCGUGAGUUUUGUCAAUUCGCGAAAUUCGCAAACAUUUCCGUGUCAUAAACUUAACCACUUAUACAGUAGCGUCGGUAUACUAACUUGAACUAAUAACAUGACUUUCACAUGCUUAAUAUACACUAUAAACUGGGAAACCAUUAUGCACUAAUUUUAAACGGGUAAACUCAGCUAACCAAAUUUUAUUUUAAUGCUGUAAAAUGAUGUAUUUUUGUCAUCAUACUACCGUAUUAUAUCAUGUAUAGGACGCUAGCAUAGAUAGGACGCAGGCAAAAAAAUAGUUGAGAAAACGGGUAAAACCCCUUAAUAUAUAAGAUAGGACGCAGCGGAAAAAUGUUAAAAUCGGAGACGAAAAAUUGAGGUUGGUAAAGUAUUUAUAACAUAUAUUGAAGUAAAAAACAAACAAAAAAUUGUAUAUUAGGCAUAUUUCGAUAACUGUCUUGUGUAUUUCGAUAAUUAUCGUCGUAUUUUGGUAAUUUAGCGUACAUAACAAAGAUAUAUGUCUUGACAUUUUGAGAACAUUCACGCAUAUUAUAAGACUUAUACAAAUGCCGUAAUAGUCCCGACUGAGAGUCAACCGUUGCAACCGUUGCAAUAGUCCCGACAUGCCUUCUGAAUGACAGUCAACCGUUGCAACCGUUGCAAUCGCAACAAAACUGUAUUGUCAAAACUGAGGAUUGUUUUGAUAAGGCUUGUCGCUGCGCGGAUUAAAGCAUGUAUGCAUAAUUAAUGCGUGUCGGUAAUUAGUCUUGCCAGCGGAAGGCACGUCAGGUAAAGUGCGAACAAACAACCAUUUUUCUAAUGACAGACAGCGGGUGUUUUUCACACCUUCGCACAUUUGAAAAGAUUUGAUAUUGACAAUAAUGCUACUUUGCGUUAUGCACAUUCCUUCAUUAAUUUUUUAAAACAGUAACAUACAACAAAAUGUUUUGUAAAAUAUCGAAACAUUAAAAUCAUGAACAACGAUUAAUUGAUAUUUACCUCCUUUCCCGAUUUUCCGUUGCCGUUAUAACUCAAUCCAGUUAAAAUGCUGACUCACAUCGGGUUUUUGUGAGUAGCGUCCCUUUUAUAAAAAAGUAAACACUCGUAUUUUUUUUUCAAUUUAUUUCUCAAUAAAUCAUUUUAAAGUAAACAUUCAAUAUAUUUCUGCGUGUGUUAACUUGCGUGAUUUUACAUAUGUCAGUUGUUCUCUUCGGUGACGCAGUACAGAUACUUACUAUUACCGCGUUCUUCCCCGGUCCAAUAUUUUCGACCCGAAAUGGACUUGGAAAAAACAGAUGCAAUUCUAAUAGCAUAGAAAGGACGCAGGCACUUUUUAAGACGAGAAUUGGGGGUAAAAAAGUGCGUCCUAUGCAUGAUAUAAUACGGUAGCUCAAAUUGACAGUUCUAGGCUUGUUUGAAGGAAGUACUGUAUUUGCUGAUUUUGGGACCAGGUGUCUAGUCCCUUUAAAGUGAACAGGGUCUAUCUGCUUCUUUAUUAGACGUCACUUACAACCAUUUCGCUCUUACCUCUCAAAUUGAACAUAUUGUUGAUUGUUUUGAUUUUCAUUCAUUGAUAGCUCACUUGAUUUUACAACACGGUUAAUAACUGUGUGGUCAUUUUGCGCAUUCAUGUUGAUGAUGUACCUGUGCUAAUUUGCAGAGUUUAUAGAACAAUGUUGGUUGGAAUUUGAAGUCAUGAUUUAAUUAAUGUUACAUGUAUAAUGUGUGAAUUUACAGUUAUAUUAUACAAACCUAGUUGUGAGAUACGGGGCUGAUUAUUCUGAACUUUGUUAACAUAAACAUUGUUUACCUUCGAAACUUAACUACUAUGGAAGUUUCGUGCACAUCUGUGUAAUAUGCAUUACUUUUUACAAAUGUUGAGACAACUGUUUCAUCUGUGCUUGUUUGUAUUUUUAAAUAUAUCUGCACAUCAAGUAGGUCGCCUUGAAAUAUAACCAAUGUUGCCAUUAAUAGUGUUGUAUUUUUUGUUCUGAACAAUCAGCUUGUUGUGUGUAAUGCAAGGUUGGUCAUUUUAUCUUUUACAUAGUUGUCAAGUAAAAUGAUUGUGCAAUUAUUGUAUAUUUUGUGAUAUGACUUUGCCUAUGUUUUUGUACCUAUGUUUAAUAUGAAAUUUUGUGGUCUGAACCUAACAGUGAUAGCUUUAAGCAAAAACAGAUCAAAAGAUGUUCUACUUUUAAGUUAAAGAUUUAGUUAACAACCAUAACAUAGUUUUCUAUAAUUAAGUUGAUAAUUUUAAUUCCUUGACAUCUUAUAUGAGAAAAAUUGUGACUUGGUAUUAAUGAUAAUGUAAAAUAUGACAUGACGUGAAAUAUGACUUGUGAAAUAUGACUUGUAAAAUAUAACUUGUGAAAUAUGACAUGUAAAGUAUGACAUGUGAAAUAUGACAUGUAAAAUAUGACAUGUGAAAUAUGACUUGUAAAAUAUGACUUGUAAAAUAUGACAUGUAAAAUAUGACCUGUGAAAUAUGACUUGUGAAAUAUGACAAUGUGACAAUAACUCAGUUUAAGUACAAUCUUGAAGAAAAAGACUCCCUCUUAUUUUUGAUUGCCAGAAUACAGAUUUAGAUUGUGCUUCAUGUUUUACUAUGUUAAUUUCUAAUAAAUUGUUUUUUGUUUUA
Mya arenaria is the source of this 5042-nucleotide messenger RNA. RefSeq names its product probable lysosomal cobalamin transporter. Gene Ontology annotation, biological process: protein localization to vacuole. Gene Ontology annotation, cellular component: vacuolar membrane. The record is from RefSeq and is a predicted model, not a curated record. Bases 93 to 1721 code for a protein of 542 amino acids. The transcript has 15 exons. Lineage: Eukaryota; Metazoa; Mollusca; Bivalvia; Myida; Myidae.